AUGGACAGUGAUGAAAAGAAGUCACAAACUUAUCUACCUAGUAAUAGAUUAAGACAAUCAGGAUAUCUUAAGUAUGUAAGCUUAGUUAUUCUUACAAUACAAAAUGCAGCUCUUGGUCUUAGUAUGAGAUAUGCACGGACAAGAAAUGUUGUUAUGUUUUCAUCACCAGCAGCUGUUUUAAUGGCAGAAAUUGUUAAAUUAUUAAUAUGUAUUGUGCUCGUAAUAAAAGAGUCUGGUAAUAUAAAAAAAGGUUUACAAACAAUGUAUGCAACAGUUAUAUUAAAUAUAAAAGAUACUUUAAGAGUUUGUGUGCCAUCAUUUUUGUAUGUAAUCCAGAAUAAUCUGCUUUAUGUUUCUGCCUCUAAUUUGGACGCUGCAACAUAUCAGGUCACAUACCAAUUGAAACUUCUUACGACAGCUAUUUUUGCUGUUAUUGUAUUAAAAAGAAAACUUAAAAGAUGGCAAUGGUUCGCCCUAGGUUUAUUGGUUGGAGGGGUGGCACUUGUACAGUUAUCAUCUGCUGCUAAGGAAGCUAAACCCACAGCAAAUUUACAAGAACAAUCUAAAGUAAUAGGAUUUGGAGCAGCGCUAUCAGCAUGCGUUAUUUCCGGAUUUGCAGGAAUCUAUUUUGAAAAAGUCUUGAAGGAGUCUGAUAUAUCAGUUUGGAUGAGGAAUGUUCAGCUGAGUUUAUUGUCAUUACCCUUUGGUGCCAUAACAUAUCUCAUUGAAAGUCCUAUAAGGGAUUUAUUAAAAGGUUUCGAUGGUUUUGUUUGGUAUUUGGUAAUACUACAGGCAGCUGGCGGCUUAAUUGUAGCAGUUGUAGUCAAAUAUGCAGACAAUAUACUUAAGGGUUUUGCAACAUCAGUUGCAAUUAUUAUUUCAUGUGUUGCUUCAAUGUAUAUUUUUGAUUUCCAUUUGACUGUACGGUUUGCUCUAGGAACAAUUUUAGUUAUAAGCUCUAUAUUUUUGUAUGGAUAUGUUCCUAAAAAGAAAGAAACUCGAAAUCCUUUAAGUGUAUGA
Parnassius apollo (apollo) is the source of this 1020-nucleotide messenger RNA. The record is from the annotation of a GenBank genome assembly. NCBI's taxonomy places the organism in Eukaryota, Metazoa, Arthropoda, Insecta, Lepidoptera, Papilionidae.